CCUGAACUGAAACACCAGCCUCAGCUGCGACACGGGGAACCCAGACGGACUGAUGCACGGCGGGCAGAUGUGACUCGGGUGACAGAAGUCUUCAGUGAUGCUUAGAAAGAUCCAGGACUUGUUCACCAGUUGAAAAGGUCCACUUACCGUGUUGGGUCAGGUUGGGAAAACCCAAACCAAAAAAUGGAAUAUAGGCUGGAGUUAAUGGUGGUUCUCGUUUUUCUGACAACAACUUCAUCUGUUGCACUGAAGGAAUAUACAGAAGCGGUGGCGUAUUUAAGGAAGUAUGGCUAUCUACACAUCCCACUGCACAGUAAAGGUCAAAACCAUCCACCUGAGGAGAUAGUGGAAGCCUUAAGAGUCUUCCAGAAAGUGACAAACCUGCAAAUAUCAGGAAAACUAGAUUCAGCCACACUGGCGAUGAUGAACAAACCUCGGUGUGGCGUAGAAGACUCUUUCAACAACAGAUCUCUCAAAUAUCGAGUCAUGGGUCAUUGGCGCAAGAAGAUGUUGACCUAUCGCAUCUAUAAUUACACCCCUGACUUGGGUCAGGCCAAGACCCGUUUGGCCAUCCAGAAUGCGUUUCAGUACUGGAGUGACGUGUCACCUUUAAGGUUCAAGGAGUUGCAGCGAGGAAGAGCAGACAUCAAAAUCUCCUUUCACAGAAAAGACAGGACGUGUCCGGUGCCCUUCGAUGGACGAGGACAUGUUUUGGCCCACGCCGACGCCCCUGAGUCAGGCAUUGUGCAUUUCGACGACGAUGAAUUGUGGACCGAAGGGAAGAGCUAUGGCUCCAACCUGAGGAUUGUUGCAGCCCAUGAAAUCGGCCACGCUCUUGGUCUGGGCCACUCACAGUACAACGGUGCCCUGAUGGGUCCUGUGUACAGCGGGUACCGCUCUGACUUCAAGCUGCAUCCAGAUGACAUACAAGGGAUCCAGGCUUUAUAUGGGAAACCAGAGAAGACCCCUCCGUCAAAUCCGUUUGGGCCAGCAGGCGCUGUUCCAGAUCCUUGCAAGGCCACUCUGGAUGCAGUAAUGCUGGGUCCUUUGCGUAAGACUUAUUUUUUCAGAGGUCAGUACGUGUGGACGGUGUCCAGCUCUGACUACAACACUCCCGUCCUGAUCUCUGCUCUGUGGAAAGAGCUGCCAGGGAGCCUGAAUGCAGCUGUUCACUCUCAGCGGACUGGCAAGUCCUACUUUCUGAAAGAAGACAAAGUAUGGCGAUACACCAGCUUCAAACUAGACCCCGGCUUCCCCAAACGCUUGUCCAAUAUCCCUGCUAAUAUUGAUUCAGCCUUGUACUUCAAUAACAACAAAAAACUUAUCUUUUUCAAAGGCUCUGGAUACUGGCAGUGGGAUGAAAUUGGCCCGACAGACUUCAGCUCAUAUCCCAAAGCCACUGACCAGCUCUUCCACGGGUUACCCAGUAACGCCGAUGCUGCAUUUACAUGGACAAAUGGUCACACAUACUUCUUUAAAGGCACCCAGUACUGGCGCGUAAAGCAGCACCACCAAGCAGUGGAGAAGGGAUACCCUCUGAGCACCGCUGCACACUGGAUGCACUGUGACGACUGAGCCACCAGAGGCCGCCAGAGAGUCAACACACGCCACCAAGCCUGCUCAUUGAGGGAUGUUUAUUUAUUUGGACCCUGACAUAAGAAAAUGUGGGCAUCACGUGGAAAUCUCUUGUGUGAGGAAUUAGAGCAAGAUUAUUUUAUCAAAGUUUGCAUCAACAACAGUAUAAAUAUUCGCAUGAUGUGAUGUAUUUUAUGUUAGUACAAUAUUACAAAUUAAAAAAAGGGCCUUUAAUGUACAAACUUUGUAUUGUUACCUGCUGAUACUACAGUAUGAAAUAUCGCUGAAAUGAUCACAGCUGCAUAACUUUAUUUUAUCAAAAAACCUUUUUUUAGCAGACA
Scatophagus argus is the source of this 1916-nucleotide messenger RNA. Its product is annotated as matrix metalloproteinase-19-like. The transcript is spliced from 9 exons. NCBI's taxonomy places the organism in Eukaryota, Metazoa, Chordata, Actinopteri, Scatophagidae. Gene Ontology annotation, molecular function: metalloendopeptidase activity; zinc ion binding. Gene Ontology annotation, cellular component: extracellular matrix. The coding region runs from base 184 to 1575 and encodes 463 amino acids. Gene Ontology annotation, biological process: collagen catabolic process; proteolysis; extracellular matrix organization. The record is from RefSeq and is a predicted model, not a curated record.